CGUUGACGAUGUUGGUGAAUUUAUUGAAACGUUUGAUAAACUUGUCACCUUGUGUCCAAAGUUAUACUCAUUUAUACAACAAGAACGAUAAAAAUUACAAAGAUUAUUUAAUGAAGGAAAAGUUCUGGAAAGAAAUUGCAGAAACAUGCAAUGUAUCAGUUAAUGAAGUACAAUAUAGAUGGAAAAAACUAAAAGAUAGAUAUAUCAAAGAAAGAAGAUUAAACGAAAAUGCAACGCGCAGUGGCAGUGGCAAGCAACAAAAUAAACAGUGGCCAUUAUUCAAAAGACCAUCAGUAAUGUUUCAUUUCUCACUGAAUCUCAGAACAAAUCGUCCAAAGAAUUAAAUUUAAGUCCGAAC
Molecule: messenger RNA, 358 nt
Organism: Cyphomyrmex costatus
Lineage: Eukaryota; Metazoa; Arthropoda; Insecta; Hymenoptera; Formicidae
Product: transcription factor Adf-1
Exons: 3
Coding region: 9-344 (111 amino acids)
Biological process (GO): regulation of transcription by RNA polymerase II
Cellular component (GO): transcription regulator complex; nucleus
Source: RefSeq, a predicted model, not a curated record